This is a messenger RNA of Sphaerodactylus townsendi, 4364 nucleotides long. It is a transcript of the gene RIMKLB, whose product is annotated as ribosomal modification protein rimK like family member B. Gene Ontology annotation, molecular function: ligase activity, forming carbon-nitrogen bonds; ATP binding; metal ion binding. The coding region runs from base 1 to 996 and encodes 331 amino acids. Lineage: Eukaryota; Metazoa; Chordata; Lepidosauria; Squamata; Sphaerodactylidae. Gene Ontology annotation, biological process: protein modification process. The transcript has 5 exons. Gene Ontology annotation, cellular component: cytoplasm. The record is from RefSeq and is a predicted model, not a curated record.
AUGGAUCCGAGUCUUCGAGUUAAUGGAGAACUCAUCACUGCUUAUCCGCAGGUAGUUGUGGUUCGUGUGCCAACACCAUGGGUCCAGAGUGACAGUGACAUUACGGUUCUUCGUCAUCUAGAGAAGAUGGGCUGCCGGCUGAUGAACCGUCCUCAAGCCAUACUCAAUUGUGUCAACAAGUUUUGGACAUUUCAAGAACUGGCUGGCCAUGGUGUACCUCUUCCUGACACUUUCUCCUAUGGCGGUCAUGAACAUUUUGCCAAAAUGAUUGAUGAAGCAGAAGUUUUGGAGUUCCCAAUGGUUGUGAAGAACACUCGUGGUCAUAGAGGCAAAGCUGUAUUUCUAGCAAGAGACAAGCACCACUUGGCAGACCUGAGCCACCUAAUCCGUCACGAGGCUCCUUACCUAUUCCAAAAGUACAUCCAGGAGUCCCACGGCAAGGAUGUCCGUGUCAUUGUAGUGGGAGGCCGUGUAGUGGGUACAAUGCUGCGUUGCUCAACAGACGGUAGAAUGCAAAGCAAUUGCUCGCUUGGUGGCAUCGGGAUGAUGUGCUCGCUGAGUGAACAAGGCAAGCAGCUGGCUGUCCAGGUGUCUAACAUCCUGGGGAUGGAUGUGUGCGGCAUCGACCUCCUCAUGAAGGAUGAUGGCUCGUUCUACGUCUGCGAGGCCAACGCAAAUGUAGGUUUCAUUGCCUUUGACAAGGCUUGUAAUCUAGACGUAGCUGGUAUCAUAGCGGACUAUGCCACUUCCCUCCUCCCCCCCGGUCGCUUGACGCGACGUAUGUCCUUGCUCUCUGUGGUGUCCACGGCUAGCGAGACUAGCGAGCCAGAGCUGGGCCCUCCAGCUAGCGCCACCGUCGAUAACAUGAGCGCUAGCUCCAGCUCUGUCGACAGCGACCCUGAAACCACAGAGAGAGAGUUGCUCCCCAAGCUCCCGGAGGGUCUGUUCAACAUGAACCAGCUAAUAGCCAAUGAGAUUAAGCUCCUGGUGGAGUGACGCCACAAGUGUGUGUGUGUGUGUAUAUAUAUAUAUGACCAACUUUCUUGUACAUUUUUUUUAAAACAACCAACUUGUAGUGCUGUUUAUCGGAAGCGACUCAUGGAGGUCAGGGGAGAGGUUUAGCCUGGGGAUGAAGAUCAAAACACGCAUGUUCUGAGAAUGCUGCUGCUUUUGCUGCUUACUAAACUUGCGGGACAUAACUUUUAGUUUAUAUUUCUGGUGGCCAACUGCCAUACCCAGUUUAAAAGCCUGUAUUUGUGGGGGGGGGUGGUUUAAAAAAACCCCUUCUGUUUCCUUAGGGGCACCACUAUGACCUUAACACCCACUGCAGAGCAUGUUUGUUCAUGGGGUACAGUUUCAGCUUGGUAAUGGGCUAUUGGGGUUUGACGGUUGAGCUCUCCAGAGGCACCUGUGAACCAACGUGUCUGCAAGUCAUUCGCUCACCGUGUUGGAGCUCAGCCCUAAUAGGUCACUGUAUGUCCCUUGCUGGAUGUUCCGUAGUCAUUGGGAGUGGGGUUGGGGCAGCUUGUUUUCCUCCAAAGGCACAAAAGACUGCCUUUCCCACACUUAGUCCAGAUGGAUCUUGUAGGCUCCUAUUUGUGCCACGCAGCCCACAUCAGCCCCCCCGGGGGGGGGGGGGUUCCAUCCAUUCAGGCACUUUAGUCGGGUCUAGCAUUUUAUCGGUUCAACAUGAGCUUUUGAAGCAAACCUGCGACUUCUGCAAUUUCAGUAUUAAUAAGCAGGUUUGUUCCAUACUUGUUCAUAUUUUUUUAAAAAAACUAAAAGCUUCCUUGAGGAGAAAGGAUUUUAGUAUAUGGGUGUGGGUGGGUUUAAAAAUAAUGUUAAUUCCAGGGUGGGGCGGGAGUGGGGGAAAAGAAAAGACGUGUAAAAAUUUCAUCUGUGCUUAUUGAUGGCAGAAAUGGCUCGUUUCCCUCUUGCACGGAAGGCAAAGAUAAACAGCACUGUUCAUGUUUGGUGUACAAAAUAAUGUUUAAUCCAAUGUGAAAAAAUAAUUACACUAGUUUAAAACGAAUGUGCAUUGACUUGUAUUUGUUAGUGUUUUAGUCCUUUUUGCAAGAUAUAUGCUAUGUUACUGUUACAUUUCUAAUACAUGCUCAUCCGACACUCCCUUCUCCACGCCUGCAUCUUUAACAGUGGCCAAGCAGACCCUGCGCUAUUUAAUGAUAACAAUAAAAAUCUAGACAUCUCUACAUCUUUAUUUUUUUAAUCGUUACCCAGAAAAACUUGGGAGGGGUGUGGAGGAGGGUUCAGGUGUUUGCAAAUUUCACAACUGCUUUGGAGUAACCGUAACCUGUUACUGCUGUUUGUAUUAACUCACCUUGAAAGAAAACAUUAAAAUCCUAAACUAGCCUGACUUCUGAAGAGCGAGAGAGGCUGAAUUUCAUUUCAGGAAACCAUGCAGGACACUUUUCUUCCAUUAAGGCCCAGCCAGAAUGGGAAUAUGAUCUAAGGCCUCAAAGGAAUAUGUGGAUCUCAGGCUGUUAUGUAUGUGUGUGUAUUUUGCUUUGUUUUGUUAUUAGUUUUUUGUUUUGUUUUUUGGUCCAUUUGGUUCGUCACUGUUUUCCAGAAUGCCUGGUGAUCUUUUCUCCCAACUUGGAAAUUUCUGGCUGUGCAUUUUCUUAUUAAAUUUGAUAAAAGAACAGAAACAGCAGCUGCGGGUCUCUAUUAAUAGCCACACUUUCCUCCUCCUCCUCACCCACUUCUCAUUUAUGUAUUUUGCUUGGGGUACAUAUAGAAGAGCCUCUUGUUUAAAACACACACAUGGUCACACAGUAAAACAUUUGCCAUGGAAAGAUGGUUUCUGGCGGGUGGGCCCCGCGUGUGUGCAGCGCUGCUUUUAUUUGGAUGCUUCAAGGGAGCAGUUUCCCUUUGCCCUCCGAGCUCCACCCCUCUGGCUCAUCCUCUUCACUUGGCUGCUUACGGGCAUUCGGACCUUUAAUACACACCACUUGUGGACGCUGUACAGAGAAACGACAGGAGGCACUAAACAGAACAGUGUUCAGCCGCUUUCGUGGAGGUCGUCUCAUCCUAUUUGUACAGUUUUUUCUUUUUGUUUAAAAAAAUGUAAUGACUUUUUGUAGAAUUAAAUAUUAUUAUUAAAAUCAUGUGGAAGGUUGACUGUUGGCAUUAGAUGAUGAAGCAAACAGCCUUAGAGUGCCCAUGUUGAAACAAAAGAAACUCCGGUCUACCUUGAAAUUUUUAAAAAAUCAGACAUGCUAUACAAACUGUAACCCUUAUCAGUGCCUAGGCUGAGAGAGUUGUUCAUUUGUGGAGGGUUUUCAACACUCAAAUGUAUGUGUGUCUCCUAACAUGCAAGUUCCUCUGAAAAUCUAGUUGGGUCAUAUUUUCUUCUUGCUUUAAAACUUUUAGAGAGCAAUCCUAAUCAGAUUUCCUCAGAAUCCUACUUACGUCUGUCCAGUGGAGCUUACCCCCAGGAAAGCAUUCUUAGGGUUGCACCGUCAGUGUCUUUCAGGAAUAUGAGGAAGGGAUUUGCCCUCUGUUAGCUGACAAAACAUAGAGAUAUGUGCACCACUCGAAGAAAGCAAGCAGAGCAAGCCAGGGAAGCAGAUGGUAGCUCCUGGAUGAUUCUGAUAUGGGCCAUAUUGAGUUCCUACGUUGGUUUUCACAGCUCUCACAUUCCUCAGUUUCUUAGAUCCAUUUCACAGCAAUGUAACUGAAGGUGAAUGAAUCACAUGCGACAUUCUCAAGCACACAGAGAGAAGACGUGAAGGGCUUUUAGACUUGGGUUUGUCUACUUGUCAUGGGUAGCUUGUUGCUUGCACUGUAAGCCUCACUUGGUAUAGUCCAAAGCUGAUGUUGGUUACUAAACCUCACUGCAAGUCUCCUGUCUAAAGAAACAAGGCUUAUAGAACCCUCCUCUCCUUGCCUGCCCAUGGUAGCUGCUUCAGGAAAACACCUAGAGUGGGGAAGAUGAGUAAGUUGUUAAAAGAAAAAUCUAAUUGCCUACCAUAGGUAAAGAACAUUGCUUGUGCUGACCAGGGUAUAGUUCCAGACAGGCUAGUGUUACAUGUCACACGAGUACUGCCUUCAUGUUGGUAACAUUAAGAGCACCCACAUUGCUGCUAAGCAUUUGACAACUGAUGCUGAAAUGAGGCAUUAGUGCAAUAGAAACAGAGGCAGAGACUGCCACAUGCUCUUAAAACGGAAGCAAAACAGCAGAAGGUGGGAGGAAAAUCAUUAUAUGUUGAAUCUCUUCACAGACAAACUCUGAAAAUAAAAUUGUUAUUUCUAUUGUAUUGACUUUUUGCAGCUUUGUGUAUAUUCACAUUUUUAUCAGUUUAAUGUUUUGUUACCUUUUAUAAAUCAUUCUGUGAUAUUCUGGA